Colossoma macropomum (tambaqui) is the source of this 2553-nucleotide messenger RNA. It is a transcript of the gene ncoa7a, whose product is annotated as nuclear receptor coactivator 7. The record is from RefSeq and is a predicted model, not a curated record. The coding region runs from base 1419 to 2084 and encodes 221 amino acids. Gene Ontology annotation, biological process: regulation of transcription by RNA polymerase II; response to oxidative stress. NCBI's taxonomy places the organism in Eukaryota, Metazoa, Chordata, Actinopteri, Characiformes, Serrasalmidae. The transcript is spliced from 6 exons. Gene Ontology annotation, cellular component: nucleus.
GGUCACCAGACCUCUACACUAAACACGGCAGAAAACAGAGCUUCCUCGUGGUGGACAAGCAGAAACUAGCGAUGAUUGACAGCUUGCUCAGUGAAUCUGGCCCAAAAAAAUGGGAGGUGAGUAAAUGUCAGUGCACUUUUUCACAACUGGCAUAAUUUCACAGGGAUCUGGGCUCCAAAGUCAGUUUUUCCAAAACAGGAUUCUUUUCUAUGGUUUCUGAUCACAGUUGGCUGCACCUGACCAGCACUUCACUCUAAUCAACACAUUAACCUUCAUUUUGCUCUUUUUUAGCUCUGGGUGGAAUUGAUCUGAUACUUUAUCACAGAAUUAUCCACAUAUAUCACAGAUUCAGAUGAUAUUAAGUUACCAUGAAUACAACAAACUCAUGCCUUUAAAAAAGGUAGUCAGUUAGGAUUAAUGAGGAUAUUAAUUUAGCCUUAAUACAGUUACACAGUUUGUAUUACAUUAGUAAUUAUUUAGGUUAAUAAGUCAACUUUAAUAAAGUUAACAGAUUAGCAUUAUUAAAGCUGAUAAGUCAGCAUUAAUAAAACUAAUAAAUUAGCAUUAAUAAAAUGAAUAAAUUGGCAUUAACACAGUUAGUAUGUCAACAAUAACAAGGCUGGUAAAAUAGCAGUAAUGAAAUCAAUGAACCCAUGUAUUAAUUAAUGUGAUAAGUUAUCAUUAACGAAGUUUAAAAGUUAGCAUUAAUAAAGUUAAUGAACUCAUGUAAUAAAUAAUGUAAGAAGUUAGCAUUAAUCAAGUUUAUAAAUCAGCAUAAAUUAAGUUAAAAAGGUAGAAUAAAUAAAGUUAAUGAGGUUGGCAAAAAUGAAGUUGAGAAGUCAGCAUUAAUAAAGCUAAUAAGUUAUCAUUAAUAAAGCUAAUAAGGUGACAAUAAUGAAUUAAAAAAAUGUGGCAUUAAUGAAGUUAAUAAAUCAGCAUAAGAGUCUUUAGUAUUAGGAGAGUUAAUACUCAUGUAAAGCUAUGAAAUAUUAUUAUACAAGUCUGAGCUGGUAUCUAAUAUGACUUUCUGUAAGUGUUUCCAGUUUCCGGACGUAAAUUUCUGUAAAUGUGUGGUUUAAGGAGCUGCUGAUUUGGUUCUAGGCGUCACUGCAUGCCUGGUGCUGCUUUUACUGGGUUCUGGGCACUGCAGCCUGUGUUUAAAUUAGUUUCAGCUCGCUCUCCUUCUGCAGAAACCGCUCUGUUUUACUUUUGCUGCCCAUAAUAGGCUCUGCUUCCUCCCAGUUUCAGUGUGUGCAGCUCUUUACGAGAAAUGAAAGUGAUCGAGCAGCCAAUGGCUCCGCAGCACAGAGAGAGAAAACUCAGCCAGCCAAUCAGGGUGUGAGAGUGUGUAGGGUAAAUAGAGCAGAUCUGCUCCACUGACUCACACAGCAGAGCUCAGAGCUCACAGCACCACCAACAUGAGGCCCACCUUGGAGAACAUUAAGAUCCUCUACUUCUCCAGAGGCUGUGAGGAGCCGUACGUGGAGAUCAUCACUGUGCGAAAGUCAGUGCGCUCCCAGAGUGUGUGCAGCACCCCGAGUGUGUGUACGUCUGAGGAUGAGGAGGAAACACUCCCAGCUUUAAACCACACCAGCUACAUCCUGCAGGAGCAUCACAUCGAGAGUCUGGCGGCUCAUCUCCCAGCGCGGGUUCAGGGCUGCGUGUGGGAUCUGGUGUACAGCACAGCGGAGCACGGAACCAGCCUGAGAACACUGUACCGAAAAACAGCGCAGGUAGAACGGCCCGUCCUGCUGCUCAUCAAGGACGUGCACAACCAGGUGUUCGGCGCCUUCUCCUCUGACACGUUCAGAGUGAGUGACAGCUGCUACGGCACCGGAGAGACUUUCCUCUUCACGUUCGGCCCUGAGUUUAAGACGUUCUGCUGGAGCGGAGAGAACUCCUACUUUGUGCGAGGAUUCCUGGAUUCUCUGCAGAUGGGAGGCGGAGGGGGACCGUUCGGGUUGUGGCUGGACGCCGAUCUCUGCCGUGGCUCCACGUUUUCCUGCAACACUUUCAGGAACCAGCCUCUCUCCCCCCAUCAGGACUUCACCAUCCAGGCCGUGGAGGUGUGGACCUUCCUGUAAAGACACGCCCCCAAGCACAGUGGCGCUGAAAGCGUUUUCAGCCGCGCUCAUUCAGAGCGUCUAACCUGCUGUUCCAGCCCUGGAACAGAGCUCAGCGGUCAGAACAGGUUGGAACAGGAUUUCUGACCGUUUGGCAGUUUUAGCGGCGCACAAAUCCGUUACGGGAGCCUUCUGAGGACGGAGUGGGCGCCUUCCUGCUCGGAUCAAACACUACUGAGACUAAACUACUGUGUAGUACUGAAUGAUACACUAAUGCUGUCGGCUGCACAAAGAACUGUUUACGUUUCUUAAGAUCUGAUACGACAAAAAGGAAUGUAAAAAUGUGAUGUGUACAGUUUUUUUUUCACAAUUAUUAUUUUUACACUUAAAUUAUUUUUGUAUUGCACACUGUAGAUGGGUUUGUAUAUCUGGCGCUGUUGAUCAGUGCUGUUUAUAAUUUGCCUUUUUAUUAAAAGAAAUGUUUUCCUGA